Messenger RNA from Penicillium maclennaniae, 1599 nucleotides. RefSeq names its product thermophilic desulfurizing enzyme family protein. Lineage: Eukaryota; Fungi; Ascomycota; Eurotiomycetes; Eurotiales; Aspergillaceae. The record is from RefSeq and is a predicted model, not a curated record. Gene Ontology annotation, cellular component: membrane. The transcript has 6 exons. The coding region runs from base 1 to 1599 and encodes 532 amino acids. Gene Ontology annotation, molecular function: 3-methylbutanoyl-CoA dehydrogenase activity; flavin adenine dinucleotide binding. Gene Ontology annotation, biological process: L-leucine catabolic process.
AUGUCUGUUGCGAAUUUCUUCUUUAUCGCUGCGUUUAGUCUGGUCAUCACAGCGCAGUGGGAGCUGUCAACCGGCAAUGGGUUCGCCUACACUGCUUUUUCUACGCGGGGUUUUGGCGCUCUUUUGACCUCAGCGUUCGGUGUAGCCACGGCAUACGGCGGAAGUGACACGGCUCAAUAUCAUAAUGCUGUGGGGUUCUUCAUGAUCCUAUGGACGAUUUACGUCUUCACCUUGCUCAUUGCAUCACUCCCGACCAAUGUUGCAUAUAUCCUGGUAUUCUUCCUCGUGGAUCUUGGAUUUCUUAAUGUAGCAGCCAGCUACUUUGCUUCGGCAGAUGGUCACGCAGCGGCGGCUACUGCGCUCAAGAAAUCAGGUGGUGUAUCCUGUUUCCUGGCUGGUUUAGUGGAUACUGCCGAGGCAUGGUUGGCCAGAGCAAGCGAAGUUGCUGAAGUUUUGGGCCAGGAUGCAGCUCAGCGUGAUCAAGAGAACAAGUCGCCCAGGGCUGAAAUCACUCUUCUUAAGCACUCGGGUCUCUUAAAGCUCCUCGGUCCUAAGAUGUACGGAGGUGGAGAGCAGCCUUGGAGUGCUGGAUACCAGGCCAUUCGCGAGGACGCCAAAGUCGAUGGUUCCAUUGGCAUGCUUCUGGGCUAUCAUCUCCUCUGGUCUACCACCGCGAAUGUUGUUGGCUCGCCCAAACAAAUUGAGCGCAUUCAUGAGCUGAUAAUCACCAACAACUACUUCGUCGGUGGUGCUGUCAACCCUCGAGACAGCGAUCUGAAGAUUGUUUCCGAUGGCGACCAGAUUGUCUUCAACGAAACUAACUUUUUUAACACUGGCAGUGUCGUAUCCGACCUGACUGUCCUGGAGGGUGUUCUCGAAGGUACCGAUAGCCACAUCUUUGCUCUGGCCCCCACUAAACAGGAGGGCAUGGUAUUUGCUCACAACUGGCACAACAACGGUCUGCGUCUGACCGAGUCCGGUAGUGUGAAGAUGAACAAUAUUCGGCCCCGUGAAGAUGUUCUGGCCGGCGCUUUCCCAACUCUGCUUCUUCCUACUAUCCAACUCGUUUUCAGCAAUUUCUAUCUGGGAAUUGCUUUCGGUGCCCUCGAAUUUGCUUCAAAAUACACCACCGCGAUCACUCGCGCGUGGCCUUUCGGAGGCGAUAAUAAGGCAUCCGCAACCGACGAGUUCUGCAUUCUCGAGCGAUACGGCAACUUCUUCGCCCAUCUCCGCGCCACCGAAGCCCUGGCGGAUCGUGCGGGAGAUCGUCUGUCAGCAAUUUACAGCAAGUACCAAAGCAAUCGACUUGCGCUCACGCCGGAAGAGCGAGGGGACGUUGCCGAGUGGAUUGCUAGUGUCAAGGUGGUUACCACGGACGUUGGGCUUCGCGUCACCUCGGGCGUGUUCGAGGUUACUGGUGCUCGGGCAACUUCGCUGAAAGUUGGUCUGGAUCGAUUCUGGAGAGAUAUCCGAACUCACACUCUCCAUGACCAAUUGGCCUAUAAAAAUCGGGAAUUAGGUCGAUACGUGCUCUUGCACGAGUACCCCGCCCCUUCUUGGUUUACUCAAGAGUGGGGGGUCUUUGGCGGGGGAAAGUGA